Molecule: messenger RNA, 1836 nt
Organism: Hyposmocoma kahamanoa
Lineage: Eukaryota; Metazoa; Arthropoda; Insecta; Lepidoptera; Cosmopterigidae
Product: glycine-rich cell wall structural protein-like
Exons: 4
Coding region: 51-1673 (540 amino acids)
Source: RefSeq, a predicted model, not a curated record
GACAGUCGCUCGGCCAGUUAAGGAGGCGCCUUUUCACCUUUCCUCACAUCAUGGCGUCCCGCUGGGCCCUGAGCUGCUUCCUACUGGCUAGUCUUGGCGUCUGCUUCGCGACUUUCGGACAUGAGCAUGUACACAUCCGGAUUCAUAUACCUGAACAACACCAUACGUCGAAAGAGGUCGUAGUUCACGAGCAACACGAGGACCACGGACAUGGCGGUGGUGGUGGAGGGCAUGGGGGUGGCGGAGGAUACGGUGGCGGCCAUGGAGGAGGUCACGGGGGAGGAUUUGCCGAACAUUUGCACGGAGGAUUCGCUGAUCACCUGAAAGGAGGACAUGGGGGCGGCGGCGGUGGAUUUGGAGGAGGUCACGAUGACCACGGCCAUGGAGGAUACGAUUUAGGCGGCGGUGGUGGACAUGGUGGUGACUUUGGAGGAGGUCACGGUGGAGGAGGUCACGAUUUCGGCGGCGGUCAUGGAGGUGACUUCGGGGGCCUUGGAGGAGGAGGAGGAGACGACUUCGGAGGUGGUCAUGGCGGAGGAGGACACGACUUCGGAGGUGGUCAUGGCGGAGGAGGACACGACUUCGGAGGUGGUCAUGGCGGCGGCGGCGGAGGCAGUUACGACUUAGGUGGCGGCCACGGCAGUGGUGGUCAUGGAGGCGGCUUCGGAGGUGGAUUUGGAGGUGGCUUCGGAGGCGGUCAUGAUGAUCACCACGGCGGUGGCGGUGGAGGCCAUGGAGGUGGUUUUGGCGGCGGCCAUGGAGGUGGUUUUGGCGGCGGUCAUGGAGGAGGUUUUGGCGGCGGUCAUGGAGGUGGUUUUAGCGGUGGCCAUGGAGGUGGUUUUGGCGGUGGCCAUGGAGGUGGUUUUGGCGGUGGCCACGGAGAUUUAGGAGGUGGUCAUGGAGGUGGAUUUGACAGUGGCCACGGAGGUGGCCACGAUAUCGGUGGAGGAUUUGGAGGAGGUUUCGGAGGUGGCCACGACGACCAUCACAGCGGUGGUGGCGGUGGAUUCGGCGGAGGCCAUGGAGACAUUGGAGGUGGAUUCUCAUCUGGUGGACACGACAGCUACAGCGGCGGAGGCGGUGGAUUUUCAUCAGGCGGACAUGACAGCUACAGCUCUGGUGGACUAAGCAGUUUUGGGGGUGGCCACGGAGGUGGAGAUAGCUACAGUAUUGGAGGACACGGCGGCGGCGGAGGCGGAGGAGGACAUGACAGUUUCAGUUCUGGUGGACACGACAGCCAUGGGUCGGGACUAAGCAGUUUUGGAGGAGGUCACGGAGGUGGAGAUAGCUACAAUAUUGGAGGCCAUGGCGGAGGUGGCGGAGGCCAUGAUAGCUAUAGCUCUAGUGUCAGCAGCUACGACACACCAAUCCAUGGAAGUGACAGCUACAGCAUAGGUGGCGGAGGUGGACAUGGAGGAGGACACGGAGGCGGUUUCGGAGGUGGUUUCGGAGGUGGAGAUGGCUACAGCGGUGGAUUCGGCGGAGGACAUAGCGGUAGUAGUCUUGGGGGCGGCCAUGGAGGAGGUCACGGUGGUGGCCACGGAAGCAGUUUCAGCGUAUCUGACUUCGGUGGUGGAUUCGGAGGCGGACAUGGCGGUGGUCACGGAGGCGGCGACAGUUACACUAAUGCCAUAGUCGCUGGCCACGGGGGAGGCCCCUACCACAGAAAGUAAACACUAACGUCACCCAGACGAAGUUAACUAAGUCAAAGUUCUCAGGUCUUCUAACAAAACUGCUUAGGAUACCUAGUUUUAUAUAGAACAAUUGUUUGUAUAAAAUCUGUUGUUGUAAAUAGUCGUGUAGGUUUAAGUUAUUGUUGAAUUUUAUAUAAGUAAA